This is a messenger RNA of Engraulis encrasicolus (European anchovy), 2857 nucleotides long. RefSeq lists its product as uncharacterized. NCBI's taxonomy places the organism in Eukaryota, Metazoa, Chordata, Actinopteri, Clupeiformes, Engraulidae. Bases 1 to 1638 code for a protein of 545 amino acids. The transcript has 2 exons. Gene Ontology annotation, molecular function: mRNA binding; metal ion binding. The record is from RefSeq and is a predicted model, not a curated record.
AUGCCAUCGUACGCCUUAAACCAGUUCAUAGACUUGGAUGAUGUUAUGUGCAAGCUCCUAAAUCUUGACUUGCGGGAGCCGCCAAAGAUGUCUGCACUACCAGUCUCCCCGGUGGGCCACAAGAAACUCCGGGUCCCUUGCUCCUUCUCCUCGUCCUCGUCAUGCCUGAGUGACCCCAAAGUGAACGCUGCUGGUACCGGCGGCCAUUGGGGCCAGCCCAGCCUCGGCAGCAGCAGCAGCAUUAGCAGCAGUGGAGUCGGAGUCGGUGGCGGCGACAUGGCUCUCCAAUCCAGCUGGAACAAGAUGGCGUUCUGGGCCGAGCGCUCCGUCAGCAUGGUGGAGAACAGCUCCAGCAGCCUGGGAUGGGCCUCCUCCUCCUCCACGACAGAGCCCAGCGGCUGCAAGCCCGUCUCGGCCAGCUCCUGCACUUCCCUGCCCUCCCUCCCGCUGGCGGCCAGCCUCGCGGCCUCCUGCUCCGGCUCCCCCGCCGCGGCCACCACCUCCUCGCGCUACAAGACUGAACUGUGCCGCACGUACGCCGAGCGCGGCAUCUGCAAGUACGGCAGCAAGUGCCAGUUCGCGCAUGGCGCCGAGGAGCUGCGCGACAUCAACCGGCACCCCAAGUACAAGACGGAGCCCUGCCGCACCUUCCACUCGGUGGGCUUCUGCCCGUACGGCAUCCGCUGCCACUUUGUGCACAACAACGAGGACGAUCUCGGACCCCCGGGCCCUCGGCCAAAGUCCUCCCUGACGACCCCUCCUCCAUCCUCCUCCUCGUGCUCCUCUUCCUCCUCCCUGUCCCCGCCGGGCCGCGUCCUUCCCCCGCGCCCCCCUCUCCUCAAGCAGAGCUUCAGCUUCGCCGGCUUCCCCUCCAACCCUCCUCCUCCUCCGCUGCUCGACGCCUCGCUGCCUCACGCCUUCCUGCGCGCCCCCUCCGUCUCCCCGCCGGCCUCCGCCGCCGACCUCUCCGAACUGCUCUCCCUGGCCUUCCCCGACGUCGACACGACCUCCGCCUCCUUCGUGGCGGCCGCCGCUGCGGCCACAGCAGCCGCUCUGGAGCUGGAGGCUGGGCGAGGAGACCAGCUCCACCACCACCACCUCCUCAAUCACCACCAGCAGCAGCAGCACCUCCCCAUUCCCCAGCACCAGCAGCAGCCGCCCCAGUUCCUCCCCUCCCCUGACUCUGGCUGCUCCACCUGUAGCCUGAACUCCUGCUCCUCCUCCCACUCCUCUACCACCUCCUCCCCAGCGCUCCCCUCUCCACCCCACACCUGCCUGCCUGAGCCCCUCUCGGCAGCCGCAGCAGCAGCAGCGGAGAGGUGUCUCCAGCGGAGCCCCCCCGGGGUCGGUGCCGUGACCAUGCCCGGGGCCUUCACAGCAGCCUCCUCCAUCCCCAUCGCCGCCGCCGCCUCAGCCAUGGGCCCUCGGAGCCUGUCCCACACCUCGCUGUCCGACCAGGAGGGAGGGUGCGGCAGCUCAGCCAGCAGCCUGAGCGGCUCGGAUUCCGGCGCCUCGGGGUUCGAGGGUGUCGGUGGCCGCCGCCUCCCGAUUUUCAGCCAGCUGUCGGUGCCCGAUGACGCCUUCUGCGGCGAGGGGAGCAGCGCAGGUAGUGGAGGUGGAGUGGGAUUCUUCCUUUAAGAUGCCGUGCCUAGAUUAAGUCUACAUCAUCGUUAUCAGGGGGUUGUUUUGCCUUCCAGCACUUCAACACCUUGUGAGGUUAUUUCUUUUUUCGGUCUUUCUUUUCCCUUUUGAAAGAUCUCUAGCGUAUACUGUGGUAUAUCUACUGAAAUGUAUAGGCAGGUGCCUUCUUUAGUAUUAUUGUUUUGUUUGUGUUUUUUUGUGCUCAAGGAGAGAGAGAAGAUACAAUCGACAGGGUCGAAAGAAAAGAAUCAGUGAUGUUAAAAGCAUAUUGUACUUUUGUUUGAAAGAAGACGUGUCUUUGACCAUCGCUCAUGUUGUUGCCUUAAUAAGUAGGAUGGAAGCAAACAUGUGGUAAUGCUGGAAGGAAAACAAAAAAGUAAACCAGUUUAUUGUUCCCAUUUGACCUUUUUUGAAAAGCCAAAGACCAAGGUUUCAGAGUUUUGUUUGAAUGAAUUCAGUGUUUGUCAUUUUUUUCCAAUGUUUGGAUAAAGGUGCUUUUUGAUCUAAUGCAUACAGUGUUCCAGACUUGCCUACAAGCAGACCUCUUCCCAAAUGGCUGCAGUUUUAUAAUACUAAAGUGCCUGUGAGUUGUUUUAACAGGUUUUCGUUAAGCUGCAAUAUCAGUGUGUGUUGAAGGGACCUCAUUUCUGUUAACUUGCUUUCGUUUUUUCCCCCUCUCUCCCUCCCUACUUUUUUUUGUACCAGUUGAUCAAUACUUUGUGGUUCACUGACUAGCCUUACUCUACUUGGCUUGACUGUUUCAACUAAACUACUACAUAGAGACUGGGUGGCUUAAUGUUUAAAAAAAGAAAGAAAAGGCAUUCAGACGUGGAGGUUGGUUAGCUGAAGGAUGAGACGGAGGCGUCUUGUUUUUGGGCCAAGCCCCUGUUGUUGUAGUAGUGAUUUGUAUUGUAUAUGUAGUGUCUAUUUUGCUAUCUAGGAAAGAGCUAGUGUAUUUUUUGUGUUUUUUUGUUGUCGACAUUUUUAUAGCUGUUCACAAUGAUGGGUCCCUUUUUUCCCCCCCCAUUUGAUUGUAUGAAAUGCCUUUCGCUGGCUGUCAUGUUACACGAGUAGUGUUUAAGGAGAAGCCUUUAGUAAAUUAAUUUUUAUUUAUUUUAUUGUAUUUAUAGAGAACAUGCAUUGUGUUUCUUUAAUGUUUAAGUUUAAUAUAUUGGUUUCCUUUUUGUACUGAAAAAAUAAACCUGUUUUAAGCGCA